AUGAAUGCAGAGAGACUUAUGCGAGAUUGGACAUCACCAAUCUAUGCCUUUUUCAAGCCAAUACCAGCAAUCGAGUACCACGACAAGCGCCGAUGUCAUGUCUUUAAAUGUGCUGCGCAUGGCUGCAAACACAAACAUGUCAAGAGUUGUUGGGGAGAACCUGCCUUACAAUCAGCAAUGGCUUCAGGAAACACCGAGGCUGCAUGUGAAGGGCCUAUCAAGAGCCUACUUGAAACUGGAUCAAUCAGAACUUCCUUCACACAAAAAGGAAAGGGAAAGGUUACCUAUUCACACCGUCAGCAUACAUGUGCUGAGACUAGGUAUGUUGUGCGUUGGGUAUCCGAGAGCCUGCGACCGUUCAAAAUCGUCAAUGAUUGUGGUUUCAAUGCCCUAAUGAAGACUGGGUGUCCAGAGUAUUACUUACCAUCCCUUCAACUGUCUCACACGACAUCAAACAAGUGUUCAUAA
Molecule: messenger RNA, 468 nt
Organism: Suillus discolor
Lineage: Eukaryota; Fungi; Basidiomycota; Agaricomycetes; Boletales; Suillaceae
Exons: 3
Coding region: 1-468 (155 amino acids)
Source: RefSeq, a predicted model, not a curated record